Molecule: messenger RNA, 522 nt
Organism: Fusarium venenatum
Lineage: Eukaryota; Fungi; Ascomycota; Sordariomycetes; Hypocreales; Nectriaceae
Source: RefSeq, a predicted model, not a curated record
AUGGCUUCCCCGAGUGACAUCGACGACAGUCUCCUCAAGGCUCUUGCUCAAUAUGUCACCACUGGUACGGAUACGGGCAGCACCACCAAGCAGGAUAUUCAGGAACUUGCUACCGAGACCAUGUCCAGGCCCGGCGGUCGAGCCCACCUAGAAGCCCUGGUUGCUUCCGACCGCCCCGACCACCAGCUCUGGAAGAUACAGGCUGUUGCUGAUGGUACCAUCGCCAUCACCAAGACUCAUGUCUCCAUUAGGCUCGCAGUUGAUACUCUUGAGUUGACGUUUGAGGCCAGCGGUGAGGGCUUCUUUGUACCGUGGAGUGGCUCUCUCAACGUUGGUACCCUCCUCUACAACGACUUGGAACAGCUCCUCCCUGGCGAUGCUACCUUGAAACUCCAUGUAUCUGUACCUGAUUUUCAUGUCAGCAUCUUCCGCAAUGAGGUUUGCAUUGGCAAAUUCUACUUCAGUAAUAUCGGCUUUAUCUUACCCCCUAGCGAAGUGAGCCUGGACGGCAUGAUCUUUUAA